This is a messenger RNA of Fonsecaea multimorphosa CBS 102226, 825 nucleotides long. RefSeq lists its product as uncharacterized. Gene Ontology annotation, molecular function: oxidoreductase activity, acting on NAD(P)H, oxygen as acceptor. NCBI's taxonomy places the organism in Eukaryota, Fungi, Ascomycota, Eurotiomycetes, Chaetothyriales, Herpotrichiellaceae. The record is from RefSeq and is a predicted model, not a curated record. Gene Ontology annotation, cellular component: intracellular anatomical structure. The transcript is spliced from 4 exons. Bases 1 to 825 code for a protein of 274 amino acids.
AUGGGUUCGUGUCCAGUCAUCAUUGUUACUGGUGCCGCCGGAGGAAUUGGUUAUGAGACUGUUCGAAUUCUGCUUCAGGACCUGAACGCCAAAGUGGUGGCAACCGACUUAAAUGUCGACCGGUUGAAGGACCUGAAGAAUGAGUUUUCUCAGUCUUUGGAGAUCCAGGCGGCUGAUAUAGUCGAGUCUAGUACAGCCACAAUGCUAGUGACUACAGCUCUGAAAAGUUUCGGCAAGCUUGAUGGAAUCUGUUUGAUCGCAGGGGUCUUCGGCCCAUGUCUUCGGAUGGAAAACGCCAACGUAUCAGAGUGGGAAAAGGCCUUCCGCAUCAAUGUCUUCUCACACCUCCAUAUUUAUCGUGCUGCGAUUCCGGAGGUCCGAAAGACGAAGGGCCGUAUCGUCCUCGCCACUUCAGGAGCUGGGCAUGGCGCUCUAUUUUCCGGGUGGGGCUUUUACAGCAUGUCCAAGACAGCCGUCGCCUUUUCUGUCAGCCAGCUCAAGCUUGAGGAGCCCUCGAUCAUCACAGUGGGUGUGUCACCUGGGCUCUGUGACACGAAGAUGGUUCGAGAUUUGAUGAAAGGCCAGCACGUUGGCCAAACUGCCGAGGAUGUGGCUCAUUACAAUAGUUUUGUCGCAAAAAUUCCAAUGAUUACACCUCGCGUGGCAGGCAACGCCUUUGCGAGGACUGUUGUCAGUGCUGAUUCAAGCCUCAGCGGUGAAGUGGUUGACUACGAUGAUCACCGCCUUCCUCUUGACGAAGCCGCCAAGCGCGACACGAGCGAAAAUCGCAUCGGUAACAUGGACUAUACCAAGCUCACCACUUAG